Lachancea fermentati is the source of this 1776-nucleotide messenger RNA. NCBI's taxonomy places the organism in Eukaryota, Fungi, Ascomycota, Saccharomycetes, Saccharomycetales, Saccharomycetaceae. The record is from the annotation of a GenBank genome assembly.
AUGUCACACAAACAGUUCAAAUCAGAUGGAAACAUCGUUGCUCCAUAUUUACUGGGCCUUGCACGUAGCAAUCCUGGUUUGACAGUAAUUGAGCAUGACCGUGUCGUGUAUCGUACUGCAUCCUCCCCCAAUUCAGGAAAUCCGCCAAAGGUAACUUUGGUUUCAGGUGGCGGAAGUGGUCACGAGCCAACCCAUGCUGGUUUCGUUGGUGAUGGAGCACUUGAUGCCAUCGCUGCGGGCGCAAUCUUUGCCUCUCCUUCCACUAAACAAAUAUUUUCUGCUCUCAAGGCUGUCGAAUCUCCCAAGGGAACGCUUAUAAUAGUGAAAAAUUACACCGGUGACAUUAUACACUUUGGAUUGGCAGCAGAAAGAGCUAAAGCAGCAGGGAUGAAUGUAGAGCUGGUUGCUGUAGGUGAUGAUGUAUCUGUGGGAAAGAAGAAAGGUUCUUUGGUGGGACGUAGAGGCCUGGGAGCUACCGUAUUGGUUCAUAAAAUCUCAGGUGCGGCGGCAGCUCAUGGAUUAGAAUUACCAGAGGUUGCACACGUUGCACGUGCUGUUGCGGCUAAUAGUGCGACUAUUGCUGCUUCUUUAGAUCAUUGUACGGUUCCGGGUCACAAAUCUGAGAACAUUUUAGGUCCAGAUGAAUAUGAAAUUGGUAUGGGAAUACAUAAUGAAUCUGGAACUCAAAAGAGUUCUCCUUUACCAUCAAUUCCCGAGCUUGUGACGAAAAUGUUGCCAUUAGUUUUGGGUAAUGAUGAGGACCAUUCAUUCGUUGAAUUUCGCCCUGAAGAUGAUAUUGUUCUGAUGGUAAACAAUAUGGGUGGUAUGUCAAAUUUAGAACUAGGAUACGCGGCAGAAGUUAUUUCUGAGCAGCUCAUUAAGGAUUACAAUAUUAUCCCAAAAAGGACGAUAACGGGUGCAUUCAUUACGGCUUUGAACGGCCCAGGCUUUGGGAUAACUUUGAUGAACGCCUCCAAGGCAGGACCCGACAUUAUAAAGUAUUUUGAUUAUCCAACAACAGCAUCUGGAUGGAAUCAACAAUACCAUUCUGCCCAGGAUUGGAAAGUACUUGCCAAAGGCAAAGUACCCACAGCGCCCCCAUUAAAGUCAGCUAGAAACGAAGAGCCUUCCGGGGUGAAAGCAGACUAUGACACGUUUGCCAAAAUUUUGCUUGCUGGAAUCGCAAACAUCAACGAAGUUGAACCAAAGGUGACCUGGUAUGACACAAUUGCGGGUGAUGGUGAUUGUGGUACAACACUCGUAGCAGGAGGUAAGGAGUUAAGUGAAGCUAUCAAAAACCAUACCUUGCGUCUUGAGGAUGCUGCGCACGGUAUUGAAGAUAUAGCCUAUAUUGUCGAGGAUUCCAUGGGAGGUACAUCUGGAGGCUUGUAUUCCAUUUAUUUGUCAGCCCUCGCCAAGGGCGUGAAAGAUUCUGGGGACAAAGAAUUGACUGUAGAAACCUUCAGAAAAGCAUCUAAAGUUGCACUCGAUGCUCUCUAUAAGUAUACUUUAGCUAGACCCGGUUACAGGACCCUUAUCGACGCGCUGCAACCUUUCGUAGAUGCAUUGCAGGCAGGGAAAGGUCCGAGGGAGGCUGUUGAAGCAGCGAAUGAGGGAGCAGAAAAUACCAGAAAAAUGGAGGCUCUUGUCGGGCGUGCAUCCUACGUCGCGAAGGAGGAGCUGAGAAAACUUGAUGACGAAGGAGGACUGCCAGAUCCAGGUGCCAUUGGCCUGGCGGCUUUACUUAAAGGAAUGGUUGAAGCAGCAGGUUUUUGA